This is a messenger RNA of Sebastes umbrosus (honeycomb rockfish), 2512 nucleotides long. It is a transcript of the gene rhebl1, whose product is annotated as Ras homolog, mTORC1 binding like 1. Gene Ontology annotation, cellular component: plasma membrane. The coding region runs from base 371 to 925 and encodes 184 amino acids. The transcript has 8 exons. Gene Ontology annotation, molecular function: GTP binding; GTPase activity; GDP binding. Lineage: Eukaryota; Metazoa; Chordata; Actinopteri; Perciformes; Sebastidae. Gene Ontology annotation, biological process: small GTPase-mediated signal transduction. The record is from RefSeq and is a predicted model, not a curated record.
GUCAGUUUGACUUGCGAAUCCUAACCGCUGUUCAACGAGCGUUCUUUUUUUUCGUUUAAAUUUCAGUUGGAAACGAUAAAUCCAUAAUUUUCAAACCCAUCGAUCGAUACAUUGAUUACAUUAUCAGAUACAGAAAGUGACCGUGUUUUGAGUUAGUACAAGUUGUACUUGUUGUACUUAAACUUCCAGCUCGAGGCCCAGCAACAAGAGCUCGAGCGGGCAGCUCCGAAAAGUUUGUUGUUGUCACGUGAUGACGAGACGAAUGUGUCGAUAAAGUUUGUUUAGAUAGUUAAACUACUAGGCGGUCUACUACAUUAUACUACUUUAUACUACGCUAUUAACACUUCUUCAACAUCGUGUUUCACCAAACAUGCCUCAACCCAAACAUCGAAAGAUUGCUGUAAUAGGUUACAGAUCUGUAGGAAAGUCGUCUCUUACAAUACAGUUUGUGGAAGGACAGUUUGUCGACUCCUAUGACCCCACCAUCGAAAACACCUUUAACAAAUUGGUCUGUGUGAAUGGUCAAGACUUCAAUCUUCAGCUGGUUGAUACAGCUGGACAAGAUGAGUACUCAAUUUUCCACCAAUCCCACUCAAUGGACAUCCAUGGGUAUGUCCUUGUCUAUGCAGUGACUUCCAAUAAAAGUUUUGAAGUUGUGCAGGUUCUACACGACAAGCUGCUAGACAUGGUUGGGAAGAUUCAGGUCCCAACUGUUCUUGUAGGGAACAAAAAAGAUCUCCACAUGGAAAGGGUUAUCAAGCCAGAGGAGGGAAAGAAACUCGCUGAUUCCUGGGGUGCUGCAUUCAUAGAGUCCUCAGCCAAGGAGAAUGAGACUGCUGUGGAGGUUUUCAAGCGGAUCAUUUUGGAGAUGGAGAAAGCUGAUGGGAACGCGCCCCCAGAGGAGAAGAAGUGCGCUGUGAUGUAAACGUGUACCCAGGACAUCAGUAAGCUCAUUUGCUGAAGACAGGGGGCACAACUUCACCAGCUUGCCAAUUGUGACCUCACCGACACCAAGACACCACAGUGGAACUUUUCUGCUCGACUGUGACACCUCAUUGAUUUACAUAGCAAGGCAACUGCCCAGACGUUGGUAAACUAUCCCACUAAUUGUAACCGCAGGGAGAAGUUUGUAAGAGCAAGAUUCAUCUUUGUUUUAGACAAAGAAGCACCGUUUUCUUUUGAAAUGUAAUCUAUAACUGGGAAAAAUCUUGACUUUGGAGUUCAACCAAAUGCUCAGAAAACAAAAUAAUAUUACCAAACAUAUUGGUCCCAAUUAAUUAUAUAAAAUUCAUGAACGUAUUAUAGUAAUAACUACUUGUAAAUGUGAUGUUUGAGACAUCAUUGGGUUAACUCUCAUAACACUUUGAGUAGUUAAUGUACAGGUAGGGCUUGUAUUAUUUCAUUAACAGGUAUUUUUUUUGACAGUGAUGGAGAGUCACAGUUCACAUUGCUUUAAAUGUGGUGUUAAAAUGUCAGUAUCUCUCACAAAUGGUUUCCUUGAAACAUCCGGGAAACAAAUGUCACUGGUUUCACACUUCUUCUCACUGUAAUUCUUAUAAACUCAUCUUCAGGUACCUUUCACCAGUGAACCUUUGAGCUGUGUCUUCACGAUGGAGGAAUCUAUUUGUAUAUCUAACAACUCACAUUUAAGCUCUUCUGCUAAGCAGAUUAGUCCUCUUUUGUUUCUACAGUUUAAUUUCUCCUUAUUUACUGUAAUAAAGAUGUUAUCUUACGGACAACCCUCAGAGAAAUUUAGUAUAGAUUGGAAUAGAUGUUUGGUAUUUACCAGUUAUGGCCUUUUUAUACAAUAUAAAUAGAAUCCUAGAAAUUGGUUUGAUACUAUUGGUUAUAUUUUGAGUGGUGCUGGUUUGCUCUCCCUUCAAUAUCCUAAGUAGAGUAUAUUCUUAUAAAUGCGUUAUAAUUAUGAACAUUGUUGAGUUGCAAUUUUUGUAUUGCAUUUUAACACUGCGUAAGACUAUUUAAGUGGCUGAGGGCUACGGAGUUAUAGAUUAGUAAUCUUUGAGCUCAUGGUUUUGUUGUGAUGGUUCAUGCAGGCCAGGAUGGCAUGCAGUCCAUUUACUUCACAUUGUGGACUUGCAUGAUCACUGAGAUCCUUAAUGACUUGUUUUUCUUAGAUCCUGUAGCCUUACAAAGACAUGACACACUGUGGAUUUCCCCCCAUAUUCCUCAUGUUGUACCUGUAGUGGGUAAUUGUACCUUUUUAUCAAGUGCUUUGCUGAGUAAGUAGUUGAUUGAUUGAUUGAUUGAUUGAUGAUGGUUGAAAAGAAGCUGGUGAUGCUGUGUCUUGUGCCUUACAGUUCCUCAAACUCCCUCAUUUGCUUCCCUUCAGGACUCAAGGUGCUCUUAAAGGGUUUUUUUUCUCCUUCUGUUGACUUGAUACCACGGUGCAGGUGGUGUACCUGAACACCAAUAUCCCCUCGUGGGUCAAUGUUAAUACAGAAAUCUUGCUGUAAACAGUUUUGUAUAUAAAAUAAAUCUGUUACUCAUUUGA